This is a messenger RNA of Aspergillus novofumigatus IBT 16806, 872 nucleotides long. RefSeq names its product tropomyosin. The transcript has 3 exons. The record is from RefSeq and is a predicted model, not a curated record. Bases 131 to 616 code for a protein of 161 amino acids. Gene Ontology annotation, molecular function: actin filament binding. Gene Ontology annotation, biological process: mitotic cytokinesis; actin filament organization. Lineage: Eukaryota; Fungi; Ascomycota; Eurotiomycetes; Eurotiales; Aspergillaceae. Gene Ontology annotation, cellular component: actin filament; actomyosin contractile ring.
CUCUUACCUCCUUGUUGUCCACUUUUCCGCCUGGUUUCUCGCUGAGCGAAAGCCUUUCUACCUUCAAACCCACUCUACUUUCUCUGAUACAUAGAUUUUGUCGUUGCAAAUAAGCUAUUUCGUCGCCAAAAUGGAUAAGAUCAAGGAGAGAAUGAACGCCCUCCGCCUCGAGGCUGAUGAGGCCCAGAACAAGGUGGAAGAGCUCAAGGCUAAAGUGAAGACCCUGGAGCAAGAGAAUUUGGCAAAGGAACAGGAGAUCACAUCCCUCAACCACCGGAACCAGCUUUUGGAGGGUGAGGUCGAGAAGCUCGAGGCUGCGCUUAAGGAGGCCAAGGAGUCUGCCAACCAGAGUGCUCAGCACGACACUCAGAACGAGGCCCUUCAGAGACGGGUGCAAUUGCUGGAAGAAGAGGCCGAGGAAGCUGACCGGAAUUUGCGGGAGACAAACGAGAAACUUCGCCAAACCGACGUUAAGGCUGGCCAUUACGAACGCAAGGUGCAGGCUCUGGAAGCCUCUCGUGAUCAGUGGGAGAGCAAGUAUGAGGAGAUGGCCAAGAAGUAUGCUGAGUUGCAGAAGGAUCUCCACGACCUGGAGGUCUCUAUCAGCAAUGUGUAAAGAUAAUCUCGCACAUCGGCGUACACUCGGAAAGAUAUUGGAUCCAGCCUUUGUUCCAACGGAUAUCAGAUUUAGUCGCAAAUCACAGCCUUCCUUGCUAUUCUCUUUCUCGGCAGGAACCAAUUUAAUAGGUUCUCUUUCGCCCUUGUCAUCUCAUGCUGGAGAUCGGCUCGUCUUUGCAGCUUGGACCCUUUCCUGUCCUUUACAUAUAUCCAUUGUUUGAGGUACAUAGAGCAUAUUUAAUGGAAGUUGUCAC